AUGGAUUCGGAGAUGACGGACAUGGCGUCGGAGGCCAUUGCCAAUGUGGAGCCUGGCAGCUUUCGCCCCUUUGAGGUAACGGCGGUACACAUUAUCUACACUGCCUUGGGCGGCUUCAUCGUCAUAGUGAGUAGCUGGCUCGGGGCAGUCUAGCAAGAGAUUUGGUAUCUCACUCGAUCUUGUUCGGGGCAUGUAAUGCCAACCUGACGCACAAUCAUCGUACCCCCGCAUCAGUUUGGCAUGCUUUCGCUCUUCAUAAAAGAACGACUGUACAUGGGAGAAGCCCCAUUGGCAGCCUUGUUCGGCAUCAUCAUCGGACCGGUAGCCGCGACCAUCUUUGAUCCAACAGCAUGGGGAGGCAAUCACAUGGGCACACCAGGUGGUCACGUCACCAACGAAGUCACUCUGGAAGUGCUCCGCGUAACACUUGCGCUCUCGGUCUUUGCUAUUGGGGUAGAGUUGCCGAAGAAAUACUUGCUGAGGCAUUGGAGGUCCGUCUUCAUCCUAUUGGGUCCGGUCAUGAUCUGGGGCUGGAUGAUCACCGGCUUGCUCAUCUGGGGUCUCAUACCCGGACUAGACUUUCUCAACAGCCUCGUGGUCGCUGCAGCCGUCACUCCCACAGAUCCUAUUCUGGCUCAAGCAGUCAUCGGUGGUCCUUGGGCAGAGCAGCACGUGCCUGCUCACAUACGACACAUUCUCCUUUGCGAGUCGGGCUGCAACGACGGUGCAGCAUUCCCAUUCUUGUUCCUCUCCAUCUUCCUCACCACACACAGAGACAAUACCGGUCGAGCCAUCGCUUUAUGGUUCUACGACGCUUUGGGAUAUCAAAUCAUUCUGGGAACCCUGCUUGGAGCGCUCAUCGGCUUCUUGGCGCGCAAGUUCAUGCGCUUCAGCGAGAGGCACAAGCUCAUCGACAGAGAAUCUUUUGUCGCUCAGUACAUCAGCUUGGCCGUGCUCAGCAUGGGCGUGGGUGUACUGCUGGGCAGCGACGACCUUUUGGGCGCUUUCGCUUGCGGCACCGCUUUCGCUUGGGAUGGAUGGUUCACCCGGCAAACCGAAGAGUCCAACUUCAGCAAUAUUGUUGAUCUGCUCUUCAACGUCGCUUCCUUCGUCUACAUUGGCGCUCUUAUGCCUUUCCACAAUUGGGUCAACGCCGAGAUCGGCUUGACUCUGGGAAGACUGUUCCCUCUCUCCAUCCUCACCUUGCUACUCAAACGCAUACCGCCGAUUCUCAUCCUUUGGAAGUGGAUUCCGGACAUCAAGUCUUUCAGAGAAGCCUUGUUCGCAGCUCACUUUGGUCCUAUCGGCGCUGGAGCACUGUUCAUUUCCACGCUGGCUCGCACAGAGCUGCCAGAAGAGGUCAACUAUCCGCCGGAAAACGGCAUCGAUCAUCUGGCCGCCACUUGCCAAAGCAUCGUUCUCUUCUUCAUUCUCUCCUCCAUCAUCGUACACGGUCUGUCCAUACCCUUUUUCAACUUUUCCAGGCACGCGACGACGAUUACGAGGACUUGGAGCAGGCACGCUUCCAUGCGGCUCACGCAGACGCAAGAGGGCGGCGAACCUGGUUGGCUGCAUCGCGUCAGGAGAUUCAAGACGGGCGAUACUCUCAAGCAUGAAGAGGGACAAAUGUCAGAGAUCGAAAGGGUGCUCAAUGCUCAGCUGGGUGUCAUCGGUAGAGGAGCAAUUGGUGGGGAUGCGGAAAAAGAGCUGCGCAAAGAAGACACUCAGAAUGGGACCUCUAACAGUGCCGAAGGCAGCGGUAGCGGAGCUGAUGAGUCUUCGUCGAGCGGCGGUGAACGAGGUCCAUCGACUCCGUUCGUCGGUCUCCUGAACAAGCGGACCGAAAAAGACCUUGAAAAGGCGGACGAAGAGGAUGUCGACGAUCCUGAGGACUAUGAUGGAGGCUAUACUCACGACCCGUCCAGCGAAUGGGGCGGGGAAGACUGCAUAGAGAUGCGCCGCUACAGGGAGAAGAGAGCGCGAGAAAGGGAAGAGAGACGGGUGAGGGAACGCGCGAAUGAGCAGAGGAAAAGCGGAGACCGGGACGACGCUCGGCGGGCAGAGCAGAGGGAUGCAGAGGACGGAGAUAUUGGUGAAGCGCCCAUGGAUCGAGAGCUUCAUCAAGGUCAAGUACCAGAACCUUUGGCUGACGAUGUUAGGGAAGAGCAGCGCCGAGCAGGCGUGUCUGGUGCGCACGAUGCGCAAGGGGCCGGCUCAGGAGGUACGUACCCAUGCAUGCGCUCGUGGGUGGAGGGCCACAAGCUUCUGCUUGAGUACCAGAAGAGCAGAUCCAGCGAGCCAGAGGUGCACAUUCUGGAGCUGACGGAUGGGGACAGGGAGGCCCUGCACGAAUCCGAGACCCCUGCGCACGCUUGGGUCAGGCAUCACGCAGAGGGCAUAGAGCAGCAUUUGGGCAUUACGGAACACCACGAGUGGACGCCAAAGCAAGCGGUAGCGAACAUCAUACAUCAUGGAAUUGUCGACAAGUACAACGAUCAUAUUCGAUCCACUCGAAAUAAUUCUCAAGGCGGUCAGGCCACGUCUCAAAAGCGUACUACCAGCGCCUCGCCCCAUAGCGAUGACGGUCGCUUUGAGCGAGACGAGCGCGCCGCCCUAAUUUACGGCGGACUUAGCGCCGCUUCUGGCCUCAGGAAUCGCAGGGGCGACUCGAAAAGCCCCACAACGGUAGCUCGAAGAGGCUCAUCUGCACAAGGAUCUGACGAAGGAAAUUCUUCCAGCUCAAAAUCUCCCACGAGGUCAAGCAGCAAAGCUGAGAAAGUCUCGAAGCCAAUGGUGCACUCUACAAGACCGGCUGGUGCGACUGCUGGAAGGCGCUUGUCUUUGCGCAAGAGAUUGUUGGCUGGCCAUAUCAACUUUCAAGGUCGCAGAGGCGGCCAGGACGACGAGGGCUUGGAGGCUCAUGAGGAAGUCAUCAGCGAAGAUUCUGCUUUUUCAGCGCCAGCGUCAGCUCAGACGUCGGCUCCUCGGCCUACGUCCAUCUUCAUGGGUCAAUCGGACGGGGGAGGUAGAUCAGGAGCUGGCUUUCCGCGCACCGACUCCCUCCCUUCGACGCCUCGCUCUGCGACUAGAUUCUUGCCGCGCACUGCCAGUGCGGGCGGCCUGGCCGACGACAGCUAUCAGAAAGGUACUGUGCAGUGGGUAGAUGUGGCGGACAAGAAGCAUGAGCAUGUGCCUGGUCUUCAUCCCGCACCACGCGGAAGGGCAACUAGCGCUGCUGGGAAGCCUUCCUCCAGGUCUGCCUCGCCUCACGGCGCCACGCCGACAGAGGCGGAGAGGUACAGCAAGCACUUAGGACGCACCCGAACAGUAUCUAAUGCUUCUCAAGCCGAAGCUAAGGAUGUCCCGGGCUCUACUGCGAUCGAGGACGAAUCUUCUCCCAGCGGCGGGGGCACCGGCUCUGGACAUGCGCGACGCAGCAAGGGCAGAAUAGGCUCGCUACUCAGUUCACUCACUUCUGCUCGUCAUUCGUCCCAAAACUCAGAUGGAGAGAUGGAAUCACCGCGCACGCCCGUCUCUCGCUUCCUUGCACGGCCAAGCACGCUUUCUGCUGAGCCGGAGCCCAAUCUCCAAGCGGCGCCGCCUCGUGCAGCUACCACCAUGAGCAGCGAGACUGGCAUCCUCUCCAGCGCAAGCCAAUUCGACAAUGUGAAGGCGGACGAGAUGGACGAGCAUUUGAAGUCCUCCUCAACUCCCGGUAGCGCUAGUCAGAGCGUCAUGCUUGACCUACCUGGUCAAGAUGACCCGGUCGCCCCAGGAAGCAGAUACCCUUAG
Messenger RNA from Ceraceosorus bombacis, 3792 nucleotides. Lineage: Eukaryota; Fungi; Basidiomycota; Exobasidiomycetes; Ceraceosorales; Ceraceosoraceae. The record is from the annotation of a GenBank genome assembly.